Ectocarpus siliculosus is the source of this 510-nucleotide messenger RNA. Lineage: Eukaryota; Phaeophyceae; Ectocarpales; Ectocarpaceae. The record is from the annotation of a GenBank genome assembly.
AUGUACAGCCGGGGGCUGGGCCUCGGUGACUUCAACGUGCUUGACGGCGAAGGCAACCCGUUUCUGUUCGAGCAGUUCAACCAAUGUCGGGCGGUGUUGAUAGUAAACGUCGCCAGUCAGUGCAGCACGGCGGAAAGGAACUACCUAGAGCUGCAGGCACUACGAGAAGCAUACGACGAGGAAGAGCUCGCCAUCGUAGCCUUCCCGUGCAACCAAUUUGGAGGACAAGAGCCGGGCAGCUGGCAAGAGAUAUCUAGUUCCGCGGAGAGAAGAUUCGGCGUCACGUUUCCCAUCAUGGGCAAGGUGGAAGUGAACGGGCUUCGGUCGCAACCUCUGUUCGCAUGGCUCAAGGCAGCCUCGGGGGUGCCGGGGAACAUCGAAUGGAACUUCACGAAGUUCCUUGUCGUGGGGGGCAACCACGUGACAAGAUACUCCCACGAGGUGAAUCCUAGUCAGAUCGAGCAAGACAUUAUUAGUGCUCCCAGUGCCGGGUACGAGGGCGACUUAUGA